Molecule: messenger RNA, 1529 nt
Organism: Felis catus (domestic cat)
Lineage: Eukaryota; Metazoa; Chordata; Mammalia; Carnivora; Felidae
Gene: H3C5
Product: histone H3.1
Exons: 1
Coding region: 19-429 (136 amino acids)
Cellular component (GO): nucleosome
Molecular function (GO): structural constituent of chromatin; DNA binding; protein heterodimerization activity
Source: RefSeq, a predicted model, not a curated record
CUUUUCUGUGUCAUUGUCAUGGCUCGCACCAAGCAGACGGCGCGCAAGUCGACGGGCGGCAAGGCCCCGCGCAAGCAGCUGGCCACCAAGGCGGCCCGCAAGAGCGCGCCGGCCACCGGCGGCGUCAAGAAGCCGCACCGCUACCGGCCCGGCACGGUGGCCCUGCGCGAGAUCCGCCGCUACCAGAAGUCCACCGAGCUGCUGAUCCGCAAGCUGCCGUUCCAGCGGCUGGUGCGCGAGAUCGCGCAGGACUUCAAGACCGACCUGCGCUUCCAGAGCUCGGCCGUGAUGGCGCUGCAGGAGGCGUGCGAGGCCUACCUGGUGGGGCUCUUCGAGGACACCAACCUGUGCGCCAUCCACGCCAAGCGCGUCACCAUCAUGCCCAAGGACAUCCAGCUGGCGCGCCGCAUCCGCGGCGAGAGGGCGUAAUUCCCCAAGGCUGUCCCCUCCGGACUUUGAAAAAGGCUCUUUUCAGAGCCCCCUACUUUGUCAAAAACUGUUGUAACGCUUUCUUUCCGAUUGCUCCCUUGGUGAAAGUAAGUUUCUCUUUUUCAAGAAUACUCUGAAACUGUAUUAGAUGGAUCCGCCAGUUUUUAUAACAAAGAAUCGGCUUUGGAUUCAUAGUAAUUCUGUGUAAUGUGUAACAUUCCGUUACUUAGUCUUUCAAACUGCAGUUGUUUGAUAAGGGCAGAGAAUGGCUUAUAGGUAUUAAAGAUCAAAAGGGAUACUAUUGUUGGGAUUUCCUUCUUUACAUGCAGCCUUUUAUAUCCUUUUGGAGUUGAAAGAAAAGAGCAACGUUUACGAUUUCCAUCCUCAGAGUCAAAGUCUAGGUGAAUCAAGUGAAAUGCGUUAUUUCUUUUUAAUGGAUCUCCAGCCCACUGGAUCGGCCCCAGUAGACUAAAAAGUAAAUACAAACAUGAUUCCUUUUGAGGUGGAGAAAUUGGUCUUCAUGCCACUACAUUAUAUGUUCUCGAAGUGUCGAGUUCAAAAUAAUAAGCUGUCUCAUUGUGAAUUAUUCUGAUAUAUAACCAUCAGUAAGGGAACAUCAGGAAGAUGAACCUAGUUCAAAGCAAUAUAGGACAUUAUCAAGAUCAGCAAUAGUUCAAGAAAGUGAAGGAAACUAGGACAGUCUCCCCACAAUAUUCCUCUUUGACAUAAAAAUUGGGGGCUAAAGGCAGUUAAGCAGCAAUGACAGAAAAAGUGUUGUGGGCCCUUCCCCUUUUCCGCCUUAAGACAGGAUAUAAAUUCUAUACUGGAGACUCUUAAAAGCCCAGAGAGGGACCAGAGGAAGCCGCAGACAAACCUUACUGUUAGCUUCCUCCCAUAUACCUACCUUGCCAUGGUUUUCGGUCCUUCAAGGCCUAAAACUGCCUUCCCUUGUCCAGUCAUUUCUCCACACAUUCUUUGUUGAAGAUGCUGUGUAAGCUGCAGUGCUAAGGUACCUCUUCCAAGGGUUCUUCCCUGGGUUUCUCCCAUGUGUAUGCGAAAUAAACACGUUAAUAAACUUCUCAUUGUUUUUAUCCUGCUAA